AUUCUGUUCACUACAACAAAUAACAAUGUAAAUUCUAUAUAACAAAUAGAACACACUGGGAUUCAAAAUGAAAUAAGGUAAAGUUGUCUUUAUCUUAAAAUUAGAUAUUUAAAUCCAACCAGUAAAGUGUUAUUUGAUAUAUAGAUAAAUCAAAGUGAACAAGAAUAGUGAACAACUGACUGGAACACAAAAUGCAAUAAGGUAAUAACUUUUACCUUAAAUAGGAUUUGUUAUCCUACCAGUCAAGUUGUACACAAUACCUGCUAAACUACACAAGUGCUUAAAAGUGACAAAAACUCCAAUGUACAAACUAUGUAUCAGAUUAAACAUACUGGAACUAUAAAAUGCAAUAAGGUAAAAAUUAUUUACCUUACAUGGAAUUAAUCAUAGAAUUUAUCAACUCAGGUGAAAAAAGUUGAGAGAGUCUCUCUCCUGGGUACAUUCCCGUCCCAGCUCUUUUUUCGUCCGUACAGUUUAUAAGGUGCUUGAAUCUAUGGAUAUAUGAUGUCUUUGGCUUCGGAUUCUUGUUGUUUGUUGGUCGGUUUUCAUCCCUGAGUUCAACUCCAAGUUUGGAUUAGAAAUUGGAGUCAUGAAUUACGACAGAGAACUCAAAAUCGAACUGCAAAUUCGCGAUUUUACUGUUCACCUCAAAUUUGAUUUCUGUUGAAAGUGUUGAUUUUUGAGUUUGUUUCUGGAUUCUAUUGUGUUGUUCCAUAAGGCGAAGUUUCUGUUACUAGAAAUUUAUUUCUAGAGUAGAGGAAGCUUCGUUGUAACCUAAUCUGCUACUGUUCAUCGUCGAGCCAGAGUUUCUGGAUUUGCGUUUUGUUGGUGUUUUUGGGGUCUCCUGAAACGACCUGUAAGGUGUGCGGGGAUGACAAGGAAAAAGCUGGGGAUUGGAGGACUAUCUGCUGCUCGAUCGACUAGAUCAUCUUCCCGAUUCUCUGUGUUGGAGGUCACAGAUGAAGAGUUUCCAACUUUGGAGGGCACUGAUAACCCAGAUCCUGAAUAUAUUAGAUCCCGCCUUGAUGCAAUGGAUAAACGUCUGAAAGCUGAUGCCAAUAAGCUUCUUGGUAAGACUGAGAGGGUGAUCUUGGACACUGCAGGGAAAGAUGCCCAUGAACUCCCUGCCAUUAGCCCGGAGAAGCCGUUGGUACAGACAACUACUAAUGGUCUAGAUAAGACUUUGGACGAACUGGAACUUAUUCCAGCAAAUGUUACGAAGGAUAAAGCUUGGACAUCCCUCUUCAAGGACAACCGAGACCCUUCAAAAGGCCUCAAAUUGAGGUAUAUUCCGCCAAAUGGCAAAUCUUUGGACUUUUCGGACAGAACUUUGCCCACUAUGGUGGAGAUGUGGGGUUUUUGCUUAGUCGGAUUCUUUACCGGCAAAUACCCCGGGCUUAAGGCUAUCUAUGAUUUAAAGAGUACGUGGGGUGUUAGUUGCAUCAUUAAGACCCAUGAAAAAGGGUGGGUUAUUUUUAAAUUUCAAAAUGAUGAGGAUAGAACAAGAGUGUUGAGGGGGGGGUCCAUAUACCAUCUUUGGUAAACAACUCAUGCUUAAAGCACUCUCAGAAGACUUUUCUUUUGACGAUGAUGAAUUUCUUAAAGUUCCCAUUUGGGUUAAAUUUCCUAACUUGCACAUGAAGCUUUGGAAUGAGGAGGCAAUGAGCGAGGUUGCUUCUAUGGUUGGGGUUCCUUUAUCUACGGACAAAGUUACUCAAGAUAGAAGCAACCAUUUAUUUGCUAGGGUUUUAAUUGAGGUUGAUGUUUCACAACCACCUCCGCUAUCAUUUCCCAUACGACUAUCUUGCCGUAAAGUGGUCAACCAAAAUGUGGUGUAUGAAACUUUUCCCAACUACUGCUUCCAUUGCAAAGUUUAUGGGCACCACCCAUUUAUUUGCAAAAAACUAGCACCUAAGAAGGGGGAAAGUGAUUUGAUCAAAGAAGGAGAGAAAGAUCUUAUUAGCAUAUCAAAGAAAACUCAAGAGGGAAAAUUAAAGGAAAUUGUGGGGGAGAUUCACACUGAACCAGGAAAGCAGGUGGAAAAAGAAAUGGAUGCCAUGGUGCCUAUAAUACCAACUGCCACAGUACCUAUUGAGGAGGGUGGAACAAUUGAAGCAACCGUACUAAAGGACGCAACGGUGGGGAGUGCACCAGUUGAUAUUGCUACCAAGAAGAAGAAAUGUUCUGGCAAGGAUUUGAGGGAGAAGGCAGUUACUUAGCCGUAGCUUCACCUUUCAUUAGUGGAGUAUUUUGUGAUUUUAGUUUCGUUUGGUGAUAUGGGGGUUGUCCCAAUUUUAUUACUUUUGUGAUGCAUGUUAUUUAGGAUAGUUCGUUCUUGCCUAGAUAGCGGUUUUGAUUUGGACUUGAUACAUUGUAAUAUGUUAAUUUUUGGGUGCUUUAUAUAUACACUUACAUUUCAUCCAAAAAAUAUUUACCUUA
Molecule: messenger RNA, 2439 nt
Organism: Cuscuta epithymum
Lineage: Eukaryota; Viridiplantae; Streptophyta; Magnoliopsida; Solanales; Convolvulaceae
Source: the annotation of a GenBank genome assembly